UGGGAAAUAUUUGCGUUGUCUGUGGAUUUUCUUUCAUUCAGAAAGUAAAGGAAGCCAACGGAAUAGAAGUUGAACAUAAAUAUUUUGAUAGGAAGUUAAAACUAAGCGAGGAGCGGAGGAAAAAUAUUAACAAUGUUGUCGGAUUCGAGUGUAAAGGUGAGGGUGUAUGCCAGAAAUGUUAUCGUUCUGUUGAAAAGGUGUUAAAAACGGAAAAAGAGUCAACAGAUUUAAAAGGAAAAUUAAGACAAUCGACAAAGACUGUAGAAAAUACUCUACUUGUGUCAGUUCCUUCCCCCAAACGUGUGUCAAUUUCAAAAAGAAUGCUACGUAGUCCAGCCAGUUUUCAGCCAAGUAAAAAGUCAGACAUUGUACCAAUAACCACCAUGCCAUUCAAUGACAUUACCAAUAUACCAAAUGUAGUAAGGUCCUUACCACAGAUUUUACCAAAACCAACACAACAGAAAUUGACUGAACCAAGCAAAAAGCCUGCAAGACGAUCACUUGAUCAGUCAUUUUCACCCAGUUUCACAGGAGAAGUUGAGAUGUUAUUGUUGAUAUGUAGCAGAAGAAACCCGAAGUGAUAUAGAAAUUAUGAAGGUUACAAUUUCCUAUCCAAGUGGGAAAAGGACAGAGCUAAUUGUAAAUGAAAUCCACACAAAAAUUUGUAAAGCCAUAUUUAAAUCGGAAAAUGUUGAAAAGGCUAUCCUUGAUAUAUUAGUUAAUUCCAACCCAGACGAUGUUGUUACAGCUGCAGCUAAAGUUGUGAAGUCAGAAUCCAAAAACCUGUGUAAAAGGCAUUCAGGAUCUGUGCUACAGAAAAAGGACCACCAGAGUUUUAUGACAUUUACAUGGGAUAAAUUCCAUAAAGAAUUAGAAAUAAGAGCUCCAAAUGUGAUUAAAGUGGUUUCAGCCAUAGUUAGUGACAUACCAUUGACGCCAAGUGACAAGAAACAUAUGAACUUAUUGCAUACAAUCGCUUCUGGGUUUCACGGUCGAAAUCAAGAGAUGUCUAUGCUUCAUUACUGCAUUGCAUUUGUACUUGUCCAUGGUGGAUGUACACUUAGGGACAUUCAACGACUUUCCAAAAUUGGACUCUGUGUUAGCCCUGGCUCUGUACAUAAUAAGCUGACAUCUUGGAUAGACAAUUUAGAUGAAGACAUACUUAAAAAGAAGGAAGGAUGGGCAAGAGGAGAAAAUGUGAAGUAUAAGUUGGUUGGUGACAAUUGGGACAGGAACAUCCUUCCUGCAUUUAGAACAUCACAGCAGAAGACACUUUCCCUACAUUUAUUUAAUGUUGUGGCUGUUGUUGACAGGGUAAUUCCCACUCAAAUAGGACAUGCAGGAAAUGAUGUAGAGCCUGAUCUUGAUAUAGAGAAAUUUCUGCCAUCAGAGGAACAGCAAAUCUUGAUGGAUGAACUUGUGUUUAUUUUCGCUACCUCCAUUAUCAUUAACAUUCCUCAAAUGAAAAAAGAGUUCUACAAAGUUUACCCUAAACAUAAGACACAUGAUUAUAGUGCACAGGCAGGAAUGAAAACAAAACAGGUAAAUACUUUCAUGAAAUCUGAGAUAAUUUUUAUUUUGUUGUAUCCACUUGGAUUAUUUGACACCAAUGAGACAAAUACAGCUGAGGUAAUACACCUUCUUAGAGAUCUGCAGACAAAAUAUGUACCAUACCAUGAUGAGGAAAUAGUUGAACCAGUCUUUUUUGGGGGAGAUAGGUUGACAGAUGAACGAAUCCAAUGCGCCCAACAAGCAAUGUUAAAUGAAGAAACAAAAACAUCGCGACUUGAAGGCUUCAUUUCCAAAAUAGAAGAUUUUCAUCGCCUCAUGAAUUUUUUAGAGGCAAUCUGCAGGCUUACAUACAACAUAGACUCAGCUGGAGACAGAGGGACUGCACACUAUUUCAGGAAUCUCCGUAAUGCCAGGAAUGUGAAGGGUGAAGUCCGUAAUGCAUACCGACCAUACAGACUCUUAUAUUAUACAAUUUUGGAUGCUAUGAGUUGUGUUUUAUUUCUUCAAAAAUUUGACAAAGGCUUUGAUGACCAAAUACCAUUACCAGAUGGUUUUUCAAAUUUUUUCAUCAGAUGAAAAAAUCAACUGGCUUAAUAAUAUAUGCAAGGACAUUUUAGAGACAAAUUUCUUUGAGUCUGACAAUGACAUAAUGAAAGAGUUGAGAGAAAUAUUAACAGAUGACACUCAUCCUGAGAACUAUUACCUUUCCAACAUACAUGAAGGCGACG
Messenger RNA from Mytilus trossulus (common blue mussel), 2240 nucleotides. RefSeq lists its product as uncharacterized. The transcript is spliced from 8 exons. Bases 592 to 2088 code for a protein of 498 amino acids. Lineage: Eukaryota; Metazoa; Mollusca; Bivalvia; Mytilida; Mytilidae. The record is from RefSeq and is a predicted model, not a curated record.